UGGACGUUUUCAUUGACAGAUGAACCAAAUGAUGGAGACAUGCAAGGAUAUCAUUUUUAAAAGAUAGCAACAUGGCGACGACUAUUACCUCUGUGUGGGCUAAAGGGCAGAAGCUGUUCAAGUAUUCUGUGAAUCUGAACCAAGCGACCAGGAGUUUUUCAGAGAAUGGCGACAAAGGCUGGCUCCGUUCCAUAUUUGAGCACAAAGUCGAUGCCAGGAAAGAUGCCCACUCCAACCUGCUGUCAAAGAGAGAGACCAGCAACCUGUACAAAAUCCAAUUUCACAACGUCAAACCAGAGUGCCUGGAAGCAUACAACAGUCUAGAGGCCGAGGUGCAAAACAGGCUCCAUCAGGACCAGGAUUACCCAUGUGAGGUGGUGGGAAGCUGGAAUACCUGGUACGGAGAACAGGACCAAGCUGUGCAUCUAUGGCGGUACAGAGGAGGCUACCCAUCGUUGACUGAAUGUCUGAUGAAGUUGGACAACAACAAGGAGUACAAAGAGUUUCGGAGAGAGAGGGCUAAAAUGUUAAUUUCAAGGCGAAAUCAGCUCCUUCUGGAGUUCAGUUUCUGGAAUGAACCCGUGCCCAGACCAGGACCCAACGUCUAUGAAAUGCGAACCUAUAAACUCAAGCCAGGAACUAUGAUUGAAUGGGGAAACCACUGGGCGAGGGCGAUCAAGUACAGACAGGAAAACCAAGAAGCAGUGGGCGGGUUCUUCUCACAGAUCGGCGACCUUUAUGUUGUUCAUCAUUUGUGGGCUUAUGAAAGCCUCCUGUCCCGCAAGGAGACCAGGAACUCUGCCUGGCUGAAGGAGGGAUGGGAUGCAAAUGUAUAUUAUACAGUGCCUCUGAUCAGAAGCAUGGAGUCUAGAAUAAUGAUUCCCACCAAGAGUUCACCUUUGCAAUAAGAAGAGGACUGAAACUGAGAACAUCUCUCUGACAAAAACUCAUUCACCAACGGCCUGAGCAACAUGUCGUUUUGUUCUUUUAAUCUGCUGGAUGAUCCGUAUUAUGUUCAAAUGCAAGUUUUUCAGUCUGACGGAGACGCCGGAGAACUACACCGUCGUCCUUGACGAGGAAGGAUUCAAAGAGCUCCAGCCCUCCGAGCA
Messenger RNA from Anarrhichthys ocellatus (wolf-eel), 1109 nucleotides. It is a transcript of the gene nipsnap1, whose product is annotated as nipsnap homolog 1 (C. elegans). NCBI's taxonomy places the organism in Eukaryota, Metazoa, Chordata, Actinopteri, Perciformes, Anarhichadidae. The record is from RefSeq and is a predicted model, not a curated record. Gene Ontology annotation, cellular component: mitochondrion. The transcript has 13 exons. Bases 72 to 908 code for a protein of 278 amino acids.